GGCUGGGCAGUGCCCUUAGCAGCCUGCGGGAAGCAGCACAAAGACACGAGUCUGCUUUGAAAGAGUUAAAGGCUUUUGAAGACGGGCUGCUUCCAGCCAAGGCUGCCAACGCCAGGCUGCAGCAGCAGCAGCAGCAGUGCAAGCAGCUGAAGAGCCUCAAGGCAGAGGUUGCUGCGCUGAGCAAGUCGAUUCCACACCUCAGAGCAGCAGAAGCAGCAGCAGCAGCAGACGCUGCUGCUGCUGAGGUGGCUGAAAUGGAGCAGGCGCUGCAGCAGCAGCAAGGGGAAGCUAGUCGACUCGCGGCUGCUGCUGCAGCAAAGCAGCGGGAGGAGAAAGCUCGGAGUUGCGAGUCCGCGCUGGAGCAGCAGCAGCAAGAAGUGCGGCGGCUGCAGCAGCAGCAGCAGCAGCAGCAGCAGCAAAUCCACGCGGCCUCGAGGCGCCUCAGAACCAAAAAGGCCGAGGCCUCAAGACUACGCCAAGACCUGGAAGCUUCUAAAGAAAUGCAUGCAGCCCUCAGCGAGGUUGUCACAAGCAUGCGCGUGGCACUACAGGGGCCUGCCAGCCCCUCCCCGGCAGACGCAGCUCAGCUGGCUGAGAAGGAAGCUGCAGCAGCAGCAGCAGCAGCAGCACUGGCUGCAGCAGAGGAGACGCUGCAGCAGCUGCAGCAGGCGUCAGCAGCAGCGCAGCGGGCGGCGACGAAGGCGCGGGGUGUCUGUACAGACGCCGAGCUGCAGCUGCAAGCAGCACAGUACCAAGCAAGGCAGUCGAACUCGGAGCAGCAGCAGCAGCAGAAGCUGCUGCAGAGGCUGCAGCAGCAGCACGCGCAGCGGCGGCAGGCCCUGCGGGACUCGUUGUCCCGCGCGCAGCAGCAGCAGCAGCAGCAGCAGCAAUCUGCUGCUGCGGCAGCAACGGCGGCGGCGGCAGCUGCUGCUGCUGCGCGCGAGGCGUCCAGGGCGCCGGCGUGCCGCGCCCCGCAGCAGCAGCAGCAGCAGCAGCAGCUGCAGCAGCUGCAGCAGCUGCGGCUGGAGGCCCCGCAGCGCGCAGCACUGUACACAAACCCCAGGCUGCAGGGGGGGCCCCCAGACCUCCCGGGGCUGCUGGAGGCCCUGGGGGCCCUGCUGCAGCAGGGGCUGCUGUCGAGGGCCCCCCUGGGGCCCCUGGGGGAGCUGCUGUUCGUAGACUUGGAAGCUUGUGCUGCAGCAAAAGUUCCUGCUGCAGCAGCACAGGCAGUGCUGGAGGAGCACCUGGGGCCCCACACUGCCACCUUCCUAGUCAGCAGCAUACGCGAGCAGCGGCUGCUGCUGCAGCUGCUGCAGCGCCACCGCUGGCCCCCCCGUGUUGCUGUUGUCAACUUUUGCUGCUGCUGCUAUUACCCCAGACUCACAGACGAGGCCCUGGGCCUCCCCCAGGGGGCUUUUACUCUUUACAAGGCCCUCAGGAAGCAAAGCCCGCAGCAGCAACCCCCAGCAGCAGCAGCAGCAGCAGCAGCAGCAGCAGAUGACCCACCCACCACUCCCGCUGCAGCUAUGCCACUGGCUGGAGUUCACUUCUUGGUAGAUGUGGCUUCGAUUGAACGCGUGGCAAUAGCCGAAGACGAGCAGCAGCUGCGGGCGCUGCUGCAGGGGCCCCCCGCUGCUCCGGGGGGCCCCCAAAGUGGGUACUUGAGGGGCCUCCGGGAAGGGUAUACUUGGAGGGGGCCCCUCCAUUUAAAGAAACUGGGAAAGGGUACUGAGGGGGUCCCGGGGGCCCCCGGGGCUGCCCGGAGGGUGCGGGGCCUCGUGCGGCUGCGGCCGCAGAGCAGCAGCAGCGGGGCUGCUGCUGCUGCAGCGCAGGCAGCAGCAGCAGCAGCAGCAGCUGCUGCUGCUGCUGCGAACAGCAAGGGCGCAGCAGCUGCACACGAAGGGGAGGCCCUCAGGGCCCUCGAGGAAGAGCUGCAGCAGGAGUGGGAGGCUGAGGAGGCGCUGCUGCAGCAGAAGCAGCAGCGUGCUGCUGCGGCUAGGCAGCAGUUCGAAGCGGCUGCUGCUGCUGCUGCUGCAGCGCGGGAAAGAGAAGCAGCAGCAGCAGAAGAGCUGCGACGCUGCGAAGCAAAAGAGACGCAGCAGCAGGCAGCUGCAGCAGCAGCAAAAGACAGCAGCGACGAGGCCCGCCUGGCCCUCGCCAACUUCAGCAAGAGGACCACCAACCUUCUGAGCCAAGACCAGCUGAAGGUAUUGCGGGAGAAGCUGGAGGCGAAGGAGAGGGAGAGAGACGCUGAGGAGAAGCAGCAGCAGCUGCUGCAGCAGCAGCUGCAGGAGGCCGUUGCUGCUGCUGCUGAGGCUCAAGAAGCCUUAGAGCAGCAGCAGCAGCAGCUCAACGACAGCCAGCAGCAACUAGCUGCCGCUAAAACGGCAGUGAGUUGUGCUGCUGCUGCUCUGAAAGAAACUGAGAAGCAGCUGGAGAGCGACAAAGAAGCUGCUGCUGCUGCUGCUGCUGCUGCAGCUUCGCGGCAGGGGGCCCUUGAGGCGAAGAGGCAGGCGCUGGAGGCCCUGCAGCAGCAAGCAGCAAGCCUCAAGAGCAUUUGCCCACAACUUCCAGAAGGGACAAACUUGCCCAAACUCUCCGUCGCGGAGGCAGAGGGACGUUUACGCCGUCUUGAAGUCCAAGUGAAGGCGCUAGAGGAAGAAACCCGCGACGAGGAGUCAGUAGCAGCAGAACUGGCGGAGUCCUCGCGUUUGCUGCAGCAGCAGCAGCAGCUGCUGCUGGCCCCAAAAGCUGCUGUGGCUCUUGCUGAGGAGAACUACAAAGUGAGGACGGGAAAGCUGCUGCAGGCGCUGCAGCUCUCUGCUAAGCAGACUCGCGAGGACUUCCGGCGUCUGGCGGAAGCAGCGCUGCCGCACCGCUGCAGUUUGGCUUUUGACCAUCAGCAGCAGCAGCUGCGCAUGCAGACUCUGGACAGGAACCAGCAGCAAGUCAGCAGCAGCCCCACAGCACUUUCUGGCGGGGAAAAAAGCUGCCUCCAAGUGGCCUUUUUGGCAGCUCUUGCUGCUCGCAGCUGCUCCCCUUUGCACCUUUUCGACGAAGUCGAUGUCUUCAUGGAUGAAAGAAACAGAAUUAAAAAGUAA
Molecule: messenger RNA, 3101 nt
Organism: Eimeria necatrix
Lineage: Eukaryota; Apicomplexa; Conoidasida; Eucoccidiorida; Eimeriidae
Product: chromosome segregation protein, putative
Exons: 11
Biological process (GO): double-strand break repair via homologous recombination
Cellular component (GO): Smc5-Smc6 complex; nucleus; site of double-strand break
Molecular function (GO): single-stranded DNA binding; damaged DNA binding
Source: RefSeq, a predicted model, not a curated record